CCGGUGCCCAGGAGCAGCGGGGCCAGCUGGCCGGAGAGUUAGAGACAAGCGGGCUGAGUGACCUAGGGACGGGCGGGAAGGAGAGGUGAGGCGACCAGGAGAGGCCAAGUCGUUUGCCUGAAGUAACACAACCAAAAGAGACCAGCCAGAACCUCUGCCAGAGCCGGAGGCGGCAGGAAAAUGGCCACGUGGAAUGAAAAGUCAGUCACCCGCAGGGCCAAGGUGGCGCCCGCCGAGAGGAUGAGCAAGUUCCUGAGGCACUUCACGGUCGUUGGGGACGACUACCACACCUGGAACAUCAACUACAAGAAGUGGGAAAAUGAGGAGGAGGAGGAGGAGGAGGAGGACCAGCCGCCAACACCAGCCUCUGGCGAGGAAGGCAGAGCCGCUGACCCCACUGCCGGCCCUGACUCUGAGCCCAAGCGAACCCGAGACUUCAGGACCAUGUUGCGGAAGCUCUUCAGCUCUCACCGGUUUCAGGUGGUCAUCAUUUGCCUGGUCAUUCUGGAUGCCCUCCUGGUGCUCGCCGAACUGAUCCUGGACCUGAAUAUCAUCCAGCCUGACAAGAAUAACUAUGCCAUCAAGGUGUUGCACUUCAUGAGCAUUGCCAUCCUGACCCUCUUUAUGGUGGAGAUUUUCUUCAAGAUCUUCGUCUUCCGCCUGGAGUUCUUCCACCACAAGUUUGAGAUCCUCGAUGCCAUCGUGGUGGUGGUUUCCUUCGUCUUCGACAUCGUCCUCCUCUUCCGGGAGCAUGAGUUUGAGGCUCUGGGCCUGCUGAUUCUGCUCCGACUGUGGCGGGUGGCCCGCAUCAUCAACGGGAUAAUUAUCUCAGUGAAGACACGUUCAGAGCGGCAGCUCUUAAGGUUAAAGCAGAUGAAUAUACAACUCGCUGCCAAGAUCCAGCACCUGGAGUUCAGCUGCUCUGAGAAGGAGCAAGAGAUCGAGAGGCUUACCAAGCUGUUGAGACAGCAUGGACUCCUUGGUGAGUGAACUAGGCGCUCUCCAACUCCACCUCGAAGAGAACCGGCCUGGGCUGGGCCGGGCCCGAAGGACGGCAGCCUUUCCCGGGUCAGUUGGGGGAGGUUUGGUUCUGUGCUUCUGACCCCUUCUAAGCCAGCUUUGGUUCCGUGUGAAGUCUGUAUUUCUUGGUCCUGGGUGUGGCCUACAGUGAGUGUCCCACAGGCCCAACCCUCACCAUACAAUCAGUUUAUCCUAUAGCCCAGUGCUCCCACCCAGCCCCCCUACCUUCCUGUACAAUAAAUGUUUCCUGGACUGAU
Molecule: messenger RNA, 1277 nt
Organism: Echinops telfairi (small Madagascar hedgehog)
Lineage: Eukaryota; Metazoa; Chordata; Mammalia; Afrosoricida; Tenrecidae
Gene: HVCN1
Product: hydrogen voltage gated channel 1
Exons: 8
Coding region: 181-990 (269 amino acids)
Biological process (GO): proton transmembrane transport
Cellular component (GO): plasma membrane
Molecular function (GO): voltage-gated proton channel activity
Source: RefSeq, a predicted model, not a curated record